Molecule: messenger RNA, 1862 nt
Organism: Lipotes vexillifer (Yangtze River dolphin)
Lineage: Eukaryota; Metazoa; Chordata; Mammalia; Artiodactyla; Lipotidae
Gene: EPOR
Product: erythropoietin receptor
Exons: 8
Coding region: 144-1673 (509 amino acids)
Biological process (GO): cytokine-mediated signaling pathway
Cellular component (GO): external side of plasma membrane; membrane
Molecular function (GO): erythropoietin receptor activity; protein binding
Source: RefSeq, a predicted model, not a curated record
CUGCCACUUGGAGGCGCCUGGCCGGGAAGGCCUGGUCAGCUGUGUCCGGCGGAGGCAGCUGCUGACCCAGCUGUGGACUGUGCCUGGGGCAGAGGAAGGGGGGGUGGCAGGAGCCCUGGGCCUCCCGUGGCAGGGGCUGCAUCAUGUAUCAUCUUGGGGCACCCCUCUGGCCUGGAGUUGGCUUCCUCUGUCUCCUACUCGCUGGGGCAACCUGGGCUCCCCCACCCAACCCACCGGAUCCCAAGUUUGAAAGGAAAGCGGCCCUGAUGACAGCCCGUGAGCCUGAAGAGUUUCUGUGCUUCACCGAGAGGUUGGAGGAUUUGGUGUGUUUCUGGGAGGAAGUGGCAAGCGCCGGGGUCGGUCCGGACAACUACAGCUUCUCCUACCAGCUCGAGGGUGAGCCGUGGAAGCCGUGCCGCCUGCAUCAGGCGCCCACCACCCGCGGCUUGGUGCGUUUCUGGUGCUCGCUGCCUACAGCCGACACGUCGAGCUUCGUGCCCCUAGAGCUGCGCGUCACUGCGGCCUCCUCGGGCUCUUCACGCUACCGCCGUAUCAUCCAUAUCAACGAAGUGGUGCUCCUAGACCCUCCCGCUGGGCUGCUGGCGCGGCGGGCAGACGAGGGCGGCCAUGUGGUUCUGCGCUGGCUCCCACCGCCCGGGGCACCCAUGGCAAGGCUCAUUCGCUAUGAGAUGAACAUCUCGGCAGAGAACGCCGCUGGUGGCGCGCAGAGGGUGGAGAUCCUCGACGGCCGCACUGAGUGCGUGCUGAGCAACCUGCGGGGCGGAACGCGCUACACCUUCAAGGUACGCGCGCGUAUGGCCGAGCCGAGCUUCGGUGGCUUCUGGAGCGCCUGGUCCGAGCCUGUGUCGCUGCUGACGGCUAGUGACUUGGACCCCCUCAUCCUGACGCUCUCCCUCGUCCUCGUGCUCAUUCUGCUGCUGCUGGCCGUGCUAACCCUGCUCUCCCACCGCCGGACUCUGAAGCAGAAGAUAUGGCCUGGCAUCCCAAGCCCCGAGAGCGAGUUUGAGGGCCUCUUCACCACCCACAAGGGUAACUUCCAGCUGUGGCUGUACCAAACUGAUGGCUGUCUGUGGUGGAGCCCCUGCACCCCCUUCACAGAGGACCCACCUGCCUCCCUGGAGGUCCUCUCUGAGCGCUGCUGGGAGGUGACACAGGCAGUGGAGUCGGGGGCAGAUGAUGAGGGGCCCCUGUUGGAGCCGGUGGGCAGCGAGCAUGCCCAAGACAGCUACCUGGUGCUGGACAAGUGCUUGCUGCCCCGGAGCCCACCCAGCGAGGACCUCCCACAGCCUGGUGGCAAUUUGGACAUAGCAGCCAUGGAUGAAGCCUCAGAAGCAUUCUCCUGCUCAUCCGCUUUGGCCCUGAAGCCUGUGUCAGAGGGGGCCUCGGCUGCCAGCUUUGAGUACACCAUCCUGGAUCCCAGCUCCCAGCUCUUGCGCCCGAGGGCACUUCCCCCUGAGUUGCCCCCUACCCCACCCCACCUAAAGUACCUGUACCUCGUGGUGUCUGACUCUGGCAUCUCAAAUGACUACAGCUAUGGGGGUUCCCAGGAAGCCCAGAGGGGCUCAUCCAAUGGCCCCUACUCCAACCCUUAUGAGAACAGCCUUAUCCCAGCCUCCGAGCCUUCACCCCCGAGCUACGUGGCCUGCUCCUAGGACUCCAGCCCUCAGAUGCACGGGGACCCAGAAUGACCUCAAGUGCUACUCCAGGCCCAAGAUUUAUCCGGCAGGGUCAGUGAGGCCUGCUGACCUUGGCUUUCUGCUCAAUUCAUCCUGGUCAGAAAGUCACAACCUUGCAGUAAUUUUAAAUGUACAGUCUUUUGUGUAGAUAUAUAAAUAUAUAUA